ACCUGCUGGUGCGGGGCGGGGCGGGGAUGCGCAGCCGCGGCCACCUCUCUUCUCCCGCUCCCCGCCCCGCCCCUCCCGCCAUCCCUCACCGGCUCCGCGGCGCCCGCCCCGCCCGCCCCGCCCGCCCGCCGCUCCGGGGGGGGUCUCCGCCGCCGCCGCCGCCGCCGCCGCCGGAAGGAGCCGCCAUUUGCCACCGCCGAGCACAGGGGCCGCGGCGAGCCGGAGCGGGGCGCGGGGCUGGGGCCGGCAGCUCGGCGAUGGGGGGCGGCCCCGCCGCAGGAGGGCCCGGGCGCGUCACCCCGGGGGCUCGGCCCGCUCCGGACCCGGACCCGCGGGGCGCGGCGCCCUGAGCCCCUCUCCCCGCCCCCUGCCCCGGCCAUGGCCGCCCGCCCCGGCGCCCCCGGGCCGCCAGCCCGCACGGCCCCGCCAGCCCCCGAGCCCCGGCGGCCGCAGCAGUGAGCGGCGCUCGCAGGCCCCGCGCCCCCCGGCCGGCCGCCCCGCCCCGCGCCCCCGCCCCCGGCGCCCGGACGAUGCUCAAGUCUCGGCUCCGCAUGUUCCUGAACGAGCUGAAGCUGCUGGUGCUGACGGGCGGGGGGCGGCCCCGGGCCGAGCCGCAGCCCCGGGGGGGCGGGGGGGGCGGCUGCGGCUGGGCGCCCUUCGCCGGCUGCUCCAGCCGGGACGGCGACGGCGACGAGGAGGAGUACUACGGGUCGGAGCCGCGGGCCCGGGGCCUGGCCGGCGACAAGGAGCCGCGGGCCGGACCCCCGCCGCCGCCCGCCCCGCCGCCGCCGCCGCCCCCGGGCGCGCUGGACGCCCUGUCGCUCAGCAGCAGCCUGGACAGCGGGCUCCGCACCCCCCAGUGCCGGAUCUGCUUCCAGGGCCCGGAGCAGGGGGAGCUCCUGAGCCCCUGCCGCUGUGACGGCUCGGUGCGCUGCACACACCAGCCCUGCCUCAUCCGCUGGAUCAGUGAGAGGGGCUCCUGGAGCUGUGAGCUCUGCUACUUCAAGUACCAAGUCCUGGCGAUCAGCACCAAGAACCCACUGCAGUGGCAGGCCAUCUCCCUGACAGUUAUCGAGAAAGUCCAGAUUGCUGCCAUAGUUCUGGGCUCUCUUUUCCUCGUUGCCAGCAUCUCCUGGCUCAUCUGGUCCUCACUCAGCCCUUCAGCCAAGUGGCAACGACAGGAUCUGCUCUUUCAGAUCUGCUACGGCAUGUACGGAUUCAUGGAUGUCGUCUGCAUAGGCCUCAUCGUCCAUGAAGGCUCCUCUGUCUACCGCAUCUUCAAGCGCUGGCAGGCAGUGAAUCAGCAAUGGAAGGUGCUUAACUAUGACAAGACCAAGGACACAGGAGGAGAUGCAGGGGGAGCGACGGCAGGGAAGCAAGGCCCCAGGACCUCAAGGACAGGCCCCCCCUCAGGGGCCACCAGCCGUCCCCCAGCUGCCCAGCGCAUGCGGACGCUCUUGCCUCAGCGCUGUGGUUAUACAAUCCUGCACCUCCUUGGACAGCUGCGGCCACCAGAUGCCCGUUCCAGUUCUCACUCUGGCCGAGAGGUUGUCAUGAGGGUUACCACGGUCUGAACUGGACUCCAGGAGUAGGAAUUUUGUGUCAUAUGCAUCGGCCAGAGAUGAGCUGUCAUGGCUGCUUGGAGGUACUACCUGGACGAGGUGUUUGGGGUACACUGCCUCCACUACUGAGGAUCUCUGUGGACAGCCUCAAGCUGGAGACAUUGUCUGGCCUCUAUUGCCCACUGGAUAGAGACACCUGGAUGGCAUUCCAGCCCCCACUGACAGCUCCCCAUGCUCAUCCUGGGGCAGCCAGUGGGCAGGUGGGGAAAGCAGCUUUUCUUCCAGACAGAACCGUCCUUACCUCAGCUCCUAGGGCCUCCAGCCCCCCAGCUCCAUCAUGGUGACUUGGUGAAGGGGGACCAAUGCCAGAAGAAAGGGGCUGUAGACCCCCCCAUUCCCUACCCCAUGGCCACAGGGCAUCUGGCAAUAAGACUAGUAUACAUUGACCUCCCGUUCCCUGCAUGAGGGCGGGGGGACUACCCCCUGCUCUGCCCCCACUGCAUGGGGGGAGGGCAUAAAGAAUCAUUUAUAUGCA
Erinaceus europaeus (western European hedgehog) is the source of this 2097-nucleotide messenger RNA. RefSeq names its product membrane associated ring-CH-type finger 9 (gene MARCHF9). Gene Ontology annotation, molecular function: zinc ion binding; ubiquitin-protein transferase activity. Gene Ontology annotation, biological process: protein ubiquitination. NCBI's taxonomy places the organism in Eukaryota, Metazoa, Chordata, Mammalia, Eulipotyphla, Erinaceidae. The transcript has 4 exons. The coding region runs from base 531 to 1574 and encodes 347 amino acids. The record is from RefSeq and is a predicted model, not a curated record.